CCGACCUUGACCUGGGGGCAAUCAUACGAUACAAGUGGCUGUGGCAUAACUUUGAUAUAAAUGUGCCUAAAUAGGAACAUGAUGAAGUGAAAAUUGACAAAUCACAUUCCAAACACAGAGGAUUAUCCUUUCAUGAUGGUAUGGAUGAUAGUGGGUAGAAUUGUGAGGAAACAUGAUUGACCCAGGUGGACAUAGGUCAUCUGAGAUUCUCAGGCCCUUGCUAUGCUGUGACAGGGACUCUCUUGUCUGCUCCAUAUCCUUCACCAUCAGCCAUGAGUUCCUCAAAGUUGACAGAUUUACUUUGUAAAGGCCAACAUGACAUCGAUCCAAAUGAGAAUUGCAAAACUCUGACAGAAAAUACAGAUAAUAGUCGGAAGGGGCUGGCAUCAUUUAUGGUCUCUGUUACGGUGAUGCGAAAACGUAGGACCUCUCCGCAAGUUUUACUGAAAGCUAGCAUUACGACAGUUUUGGUGGUGACUAUAGGAUUCAUUAUACUAUAUACAAUUCUACUGAAGUAUUUCUCCAACACUGUGCCUUAUGUGCCUGAGGAAUGGGAGCGGAUACACAAUCAGUACCACGCCCACCACAGACCAAAACUUAUACCCAGGCCUAUGGACCUAGACCCAAGUAACUUUGUGACUUCUGAAAUAAUAAAUAAACCUCCAAAAUGGAAUAUAUCAGAUUAUGAUUUUGAUAAUAAUUUACAAAAUACCAAACUAUGUAGACAAAAAUAUCAGUAUCUAGUUAUCAUAGUAUCUACUAGAACUGAAUUUGAUCGUCGCAUUGCAAUCAGAAAUUCGUGGUGUCGGCCUCAGAGGUACAACCUGCCUCUGGAUGCCUGGGGAUGUGUGUUUCUAUUAGGAGUUGGCUCACAACACGAACCCAACAGUGAUAUAGUGGAUAGGAGAAUAGAUCUGGAAAUAAAAACUUAUAAUGACAUACUCAAAGGCAGCUAUAUAGACUCUUACAGGAAUCUCACCUAUAAGGUUCUUCACGGACUUCACUGGGCCAGCAAGUCAUGUCCUACAGAGUUUGUACUGAAAACAGAUGAUGAUUGUUUUGUCAAUACUCACCUGUUACAUAUACUCAUUCUUCACCAUAGAGAUGCUAUGGACCUGUACAUAGGUAGUGUGUCUAAUAAACAACAUGAGGUCCUGCGAGACCCCAACAGUGUGUGGUAUGUGUCAGAGGAGUUGUAUGGAGAAAAUUUUUAUCCUAGGUAUGCCAGCGGGGCUGGCUACCUUCUGUCUGCCGAUGUCGUUACAAGACUUAUAGAUGUUAGCAGGUAUAGAAUACCCAUUCCAAAUGAGGAUGCAUACAUAGGAAUCCUUGCACAAGACAUUGACGUUAAACCUCUACAAAGCGGCCGGUUCACACUGAUGAGUCUAGGUUGGACCCUGUGUAAUUACCUCUACCUAGUGGUAAUCCACAAGGUCCUGCCUGACCAACAGGGAGGCAUGCUCAACAACACCAUCAGAGCCAGGACUAGUCACAUGUGUACACCAACACCCAACGAGCAGAGACUCACCUGGAACUAGUGCUUCGUUGGUUUGGAUCGACAGAUUUGAUAUUGCUGUGACUCUAUAUGUAGCCUCCAGAAUCUAUAAAUAUUGUAUAUAUAGUUAUAAUUAAUUAAACCAUGAAUUCAUGGGUGAAUUUGUACUUAGUUGAUCAUGACCAGACCACAGGAUUGAGAUGGACAGUGAGGAAGUCCCUGUAGAUCAUAGGUUUUCACAAUUACUGUAUACAACAACUAAGAGCUGAUCAUGUCCUUAUUGAUAUAACAUACAAUGGGUUUGACAGUUCAUUUUACACUUUAAGCUUGAAAACAAAAUUGUAAAUUUUUUUGCUGUAUUUGUUUUCGUUAGAUUUGAGUUUGACAUUUUCUACGUUGUUGUGUUAGUGCUGGUGUAGUUGACUUAAUAGUGUUUACACUGAUUAAUAGGGUUUACACUGAUUAAUAGGGUUUACACUGAUUAAUAGGGUUUACACUGAUAAAUAGGGUUUACACUGAUUAAUAGGGUUUACACUGAUUAAUAGUGUUUACACUGAUUAAUAGGGUUUACACUGAUUAAUAUGGUUUACACUGAUUACUGUGACUAGGAAUAGAUUGUGAUGUAUAGAAAUACUUUUUUAUUUCCUUUUCUAAUUUUGGUAAUCAGCAUCUAACUUCCUGUUGAAACUUAUGAGUGACUGAAUGACAGGAUGUGAUUAAAAGGAUUCCAUAACAGUAGAUAUUCAUCAUAUUAUGAAUGUCAUUACUUCGAUAGCAUUUGCAUAAUAUAACUGCAAUCUCCGGAUCUCCUAAGAUUUUUCAGUGUUUUUUUUUUUUUUUUUAUUGUAUGAAAUACAACAUAGAUUUAUGGUAUACAUGUGUUUAGGCUGUUUUACUUUCAGUGGAAUGUUGAUUUGAAUCAUAUUAAUGAUUUAUAUCUAAUUAAAGUUACUUAGAUGAAGUCCUCAGAUUGGUACACUAGACUUUUUGUAGUGACAAUGUGGUAAUCUUAUGUUCGUUUGUACCAGGUAAUCCUGUAGCCAUAUUUUUAAGUUUAAAGUUCAAUGAAUUGUUAUAUUAUAAGAAUGAAAAUUAAGGCACACAGCCGAUUAGAUAUGUUAAUGUGUGUGGUAAAAGGCACAUAGCCAGAUUGUGUUCAUGACUAUAAACAAUGCAUCACAUGUCUACAUCAUUAUUUUCUUUUGUGUGAAGUGUAGUUUAGUAGCUUAGGAGUUUGUUUCAUAUCCAACAUAGAGUCACAAUGGCUUUCCUGUACAUGUCAAUAAGAUCUGAAUGAAAUGUGAUAUUUGAAUGGUAAGAACGAUGAUAUAUUGAACCAUAAACCGUAAGUGACAGUAGCCAAAAUGUAGUGUAAAUGUAAAACCUAAGUUAGUUAUUACAACAAAUCAAAGUGUAGCUUCAGUAGAUUUACUGGUAAGCAAAAGAAGUGAUCACCUUAACAUAGUAGAUUAAAUGGCUUAAAGUGCUAAAUGAGGAUUAAUUUUUUUUUUUUUUAAGAUUUGUUUAGAUAUUUUUAAGAGGACAAUUGCAUUUAGAUAUACUUUACAAUGUACAAAGUGUAUAACGGUUCCCAGAGUUGUGUUUUAUCCUCAUAACUUACAUUGAACUUUGAUGUCCUACAGAAUUACAUGCACAGGCCCCAGAAUGCUUUAUUUAGUACUACUGAAACCCAUAUCUUGAUUCAAAUUUUUUUAGCUUUUACUACACAAAUUUUUGUUGUUAAUUGUUUGUGACCUAGUGUAAGUUGAUGUACAGUUUACUGGUAUAUUUGUUUUUACAGACUAAUCUGUUGUGUAGUUUAGUGUGGUUUGCAAGGGGUUUUUAUAUUAACUAUUUCUACAUUACAAACUUCACCAGUCUAUCCUGUAAAGUACUCACUUAUUGGUAGAUCUUUGUUUGAGGAAUUUUGUCACUGUACCAGUCAAUAUCUCUCUCUGCUUCCAUCCUCUAUCAUCUAGUCCCUAGCUCUUGCAUGUGUUUGUUGAUCAAGUUAACUAUUAUGAUACAUAUAAUUUUGCAAUAUUUUCAUAAUUUUAUAACUGAUAUUGGUCUGUUGCAUACUUUUUAACAGUUACAUAGUAAGUGGUAUUAGUAUGCAUGUUUUCUACACGAAGUUGUGAACUUCAAAUUUGGUUAUAUUUUAUAUACUCAUCUGUGUACUAAACACAAGAAGCUAUGUAACCUAUAUAAAAUCUGUGAUUCUCAUGAAACUGAGGUCUAGUUUCACUCCAUGGAAACUUUAUCCAAUACAUUUCAUAGGAAUUCAAAGGAUUUUAUAUCUGGUGAUUAUGUGCACAAAAUUAAUGAAUUUAUGAGGCCAGGAAUCUCCUCCAUUGAUCUAUUCUGUGUGUACUGACCAUACGUAUCGUAAACUUUAUACUGAGCACGUAUCAUAUACUUUAUACUGUAGGAAGUGUUUGGAUCUAUGUCGAUACAUAAUCGCUGAUCUCAAUUUGUUAAACGUUACUUUUUUUGUGUGGUCAGGACACUAAAACACCUUAACAAUAAGGGUAUGUUAAAGACUUAGGCUGUUAUAAACAACAAUUUUUAAUCAAAAUACUAAUAUAAGUACCAAGGGGAUGAGAAAGACUUUAAGUUGGACAGGAACACCAUGAUCCAGUUUUUUGAUAACAAGUUUUUCAUGUACAAGGGCCGUAACUCUUUCAGCACUAACAAGUUCUGUAAUGCUUUUAUUAAAAAUUAUGUAUCUCAUGAUCUAAGUUGAUUUCUACUGGAGUUCCUUUGUAAUAGAUUUGUUAUAUAUUAAUGCUUAUGUCCGCUAUUGUUUGCUACAGUAUACCUUGCUUUGUUAUAAUUUUAACUUGGACUCUAGGUCAUUAUUAGUAUAUUAGAUAUGUGUUAAGUUUUUACAUGGUGAUAGGACUUUUGAAUCAUGUGUUUGUUUGUAAACAGGUGUAGGUGAUGAAGUGUCCAAUUUCAACUAAUUCUGAGUGGACAUUUAUGCUUACCUUUUUAUGUGACCCUUCUGUAACUUGAAAGUAACUUGUUUUAUAUAAAGAUUUUAAUUCAUUGUAAAAGCCCCAGGCAUUUGAUGUAGUAUACAAAAUUUAAUGCAAACUUUUCUCCAUAACUCACUUUGAUGCUGUAGAAGAAACAAGGGUUUAUAUAAACAGCAGUGUAGUCAAGUCAAUUUUGUAGCAAGGAAAACUACAUAAAUAAAGUACAUCUUUGCAAAGUACAAAUCUGCACACACACUAGUAAAAUACGUAUAGCAUACAUCUUUCAGAAAAUAAUGUAAAACAAGGAUAUGUACGUACAGUUGGGAUAUGUUGCUGGUGUUUGUUUACAUUGAUGUUAUUAUCAUUCCUGGCAACUACAAACUAUUGGAUAGUGUGGUUCCUUGUUUGGAGUAGCCUAAUUCGUGGAACUUUACCCUGUGGGACCCAAGAAAUAAGUUCAUUUUGGUCAUAAUUCUAUAUACAUAGAGCUCAAUAUUCAUGCAGCAAUUCCUUGCCACCGAGCAGGGAUGAUUAUAUGAAGGAUUGGCAGGAGUAUGUAAAUUAAUAGUAAACAGUGUUUACUGUAGUCACCAUUGUUUCAUCAAGUCUCCUCUAGUCUCGGCUUUCAUUUCUACAUAAUUGUCAAUUAUUCCUGUGACAAUAUUGUGAUUACAUACAUUUAGUGUAGUGUUGGUCUACAAACUGUGAUAAUGAGUUGUUAUUCAUUUUCUCCAUAAUUUUUCCACACAUACAUAAUAUAUAAAUGUAUAUAUAUAUAUGUUUACCAUCAAAGAGUCAUUAUAAGGCAUUUAUCAUGCAUGUUUAAAACAAGUCUUUGGUAUGAAACGUAUCUGAAGAUCUUCCACUUUUAGAUCAUAACAAACUAAGCAUUAACAUUUUGUACAGUGGUCAAAAAUAAGUUUCAGUUUUAAGAAUAAGAUUGGUGGAUUUAUUUUAAGUACAAAGAAACAGAAAAUGUCUCCUGAAUGAAAAAUUGUUUUAAUUUUCUUAUUGUUUUCGAUUUGAUGUACUAGAUUUUAGUGUUUCCCAAUUAUUUGCAAUAAGCAGAGGAUGUAAUUUAAAGUUUGUGUCCAUUAUAUAAAGUGCUUCAUCAUAUAAAGUGCUCCUUGCAUGUAACGUUUAUAUAAGGCUAAAAAUAUCUAUUUGUAUUCGGAAUAAUUUUUGUUUGCCAUUCAGUGUAGCCAGCAUUAUGUGUGUAGUCACUGGUGUUUAUUGGUACAGCUGAUACAGUGUAGUUUUCAAAUAACAUUGUGCCGUGUCUAAUUUUGUGGUUUCACUAUCAAGGUUGUAUAGUAAUUUGAUAUAGAGAGAAAACCACAAAAAAUAACACUGAUGAAAAUAACCCUGUACACAGAACUGAUUUUUGAACUGUGUUAGUUCUGUAGCUUGGCUCGUUGUCUCAAGUAUUCAUAUUACAGUGCUAUUUUUGUAUACCAUGUCAUUAAGAUACAAAAUUUUGUUACAAAGGAUAAGAAUUUCAUACAGAAUAUCUUUAAUGUCAGGAGUUAAAACCCAAGUUUGAGUGUCGGAUAAUUAAAAAUAAAUUGUAGUUGGUGCAGGGAAUAUAGAAAGACUGGCAUGUAGUCUAAAUGACAUCUCAUUCUAUAGUGAUAUCAUGCUAUCGUUUUCUGCUCUACAUUUCUGCUGAUCAGAUAUAGAAAAAUUCUACUCAGGUUAGAAUGUAGAGGUCCAGUUUGUUGCUUUUGAUAUUAGCAUUGGCCACCAAUUUUAAACAGAAUUUUUGUAGUAGGAGAAGCUGCUUUGAUAUCAAAGUUUGGGAAAAGUUUUUUAUCAUUGUGAAUUUGUUAGUAUUUGACAAUACUGAUUACCCGACAAUGUCUGGACUGUGACAAUACUGAUUACCUGACAAGGUCUGGACUGUGACAAUACUGAUUACCUGACGAGGUCUGGACUGUGACAAUAUUGAUUACCUGACGAGGUCUGGACUGUGACAAUAUUGAUUACCUGACGAGGUCUGGACUGUGACAAUACUGAUUACCCGACGAGGUCUGGACUGUGACAAUAUUGAUUACCUGACGAGGUCUGGACUGUGACAAUACUGAUUACCUGACGAGGUCUGGACUGUGACAAUACUGAUUACCUGACGAGGUCUGGACUGUGACAAUACUGAUUACCCGACAAGGUCUGGACUGUGACAAUACUGAUUAUCCGACAAGGUCUGGACUGUGACAAUACUGAUUACCUGACGAGGUCUGGACUGCGACAAUACUGAUUACCCGACGAGGUCUGGACUGUGACAAUACUGAUUACCUGACGAGGUCUGGACUGUGACAAUACUGAUUACCUGACGAGGUCUGGACUGUGACAAUACUGAUUACCUGACGAGGUCUGGACUGUGACAAUACUGAUUACCUGACGAGGUCUGGACUGUGACAAUACUGAUUAUCUGACAAGGUCUUGACUGUGACAAUACUGAUUACCUGACGAUGUCUGGACUGUGACAUUAUUGAUUACCUGACGAGGUCUGGACUGUGACAAUACUGAUUACCUGACGAGGUCUGGACUGUGACAAUACUGAUUACCUGACGAUGUCUGGACUGUGACAAUACUGAUUACCUGACGAGGUCUGGACUGUGACAAUACUGAUUACCUGACAAGGUCUGGACUGUGACAAUACUGAUUACCCGACGAGGUCUGGACUGUGACAAUACUGUUUACCUGACGAGGUCUGGACUGUGAAAAUACUGAUUACCCGACGAGGUCUGGACUGUGACAAUAUUGAUUACCUGACGAGGUCUGGACUGUGAAAAUAUUGAUUGCCUGACAAGGUCUGGACUGUGACAAUACUGAUUACCUGACGAGGUCUGGACUGUGACAAUACUGAUUACCCGACGAGGUCUGGACUGUGACAAUACUGAUUACCCGACGAGGUCUGGACUGUGACAAUACUGAUUAGGUCUGGACUGUGACAAUACUGAUUACCCGACAAGGUCUGGACUGUGAAAAUAUUGAUUACCUGACAAGGUCUGGACUGUGACAAUACUGAUUACCCGACAAGGUCUGGACUGUGACAAUACUGAUUACCUGAUGAGGUCUGGACUGUGACAAUACUGAUUACCUGACAAGGUCUGGACUGUGACAAUACUGAUUACCCGAUGAGGUCUGGACUGUGACAAUACUGAUUACCUGACGAGGUCUGGACUGUGACAAUACUGAUUACCUGACGAGGUCUGGACUGUGACAAUACUGAUUACCCGACGAGGUCUGGACUGUGACAAUACUGAUUACCUGACGAGGUCUGGACUGUGACAAUACUGAUUACCCGACCAGGUCUGGACUGUGACAAUACUGAUUACCCGACCAGGUCUGGACUGUGACAAUACUGAUUACCUGACGAGGUCUGGACUGUGACAAUACUGAUUACCUGACGAGGUCUGGACUGUGACAAUACUGAUUACCUGACAAGGUCUGGACUGUGACAGUACUGUUUACCUGACGAGGUCUGGACUGUGAAAAUACUGAUUACCUGACGAGGUCUGGACUGUGACAAUAUUGAUUACCUGACGAGGUCUGGACUGUGACAAUACUGAUUACCUGACGAGGUCUGGACUGUGACAAUACUGAUUACCUGACGAGGUCAGGACUGUGACAAUACUGAUUACCUGACGAGGUCUGGACUGUGACAAUACUGAUUACCUGACGAGGUCUGGACUGUGAUAACUCACAGUGGUCAAGUAAAGGUUGUCUCCCAUCAACAUAUUUUUGCAUUCCAAGGGUAAUUUGAUCUGCUGCAUAACUUGAACGACCCUUUUAAUUAUCUUCACUUCAGAUCAAACGGGCAAUAAUGAAGAGGUAUGUGGAUACCUCAUUAUCCUCACUAUAGACAAAAGUAUUAAUAAAGAGGUUUAAAGAUAAAA
Messenger RNA from Pecten maximus, 8375 nucleotides. RefSeq names its product beta-1,3-galactosyltransferase 1-like. The transcript is spliced from 7 exons. Gene Ontology annotation, molecular function: N-acetyl-beta-D-glucosaminide beta-(1,3)-galactosyltransferase activity. The coding region runs from base 273 to 1538 and encodes 421 amino acids. NCBI's taxonomy places the organism in Eukaryota, Metazoa, Mollusca, Bivalvia, Pectinida, Pectinidae. Gene Ontology annotation, cellular component: membrane. The record is from RefSeq and is a predicted model, not a curated record.